Molecule: messenger RNA, 1364 nt
Organism: Polistes dominula (European paper wasp)
Lineage: Eukaryota; Metazoa; Arthropoda; Insecta; Hymenoptera; Vespidae
Product: epoxide hydrolase 4
Molecular function (GO): catalytic activity
Source: RefSeq, a predicted model, not a curated record
CAAAUAUAUAAUACUUUUAAAACAUAAUAUAAAUAAGUGUAAAAAUAAUUUUAAAAAAAUAACCUCAAAAGGAAGGAAUUUGGAGUAGGAUUCUUCUUCAUUAUUUUUGCCUAAACCGCCACAGAAUGAUCACAGACAGGAUUGUACACAUAUCAACGUGGGAAAUCAUCAAAUUACACUUUUUAUCCUUCGUCUAUGGUCUCUAUCUGAUAGUAAAAAGAUUCUUGAAAUGGGCUUGGGAUCCUAAAAAGUUCUUCAUAUUAGAACAGAGAGACAAACCACCACCAUGUCUUGUCAACAACAAUCUUGGCACACAUUCCUACGUGAAGAUCAAAGGUGUAAAAUUCCAUUAUGUAGAAGCAGGAGACGUAGAAAAACCACUUCUUUUAUUAUUACAUGGCUUUCCUGAUUGCUGGUUAUCUUGGAGAGAACAAAUACCAGCUUUAGCAGAAUAUUAUAGAGUAGUGGCUAUUGAUCUGAAAGGGUUUGGUGAUAGCGACAAACCAUCUAACAAACGUUGCUAUAAGAUUGAAAUUAUAAUAGACGAAUUGAAACAAUUUAUAUCAACUUUUGAUGUUAAAACGUGUAGUAUAAUUGGCCAUGAUUUGGGCGGUCUUUUAGGAUGGUAUAUGAUUGCUUUACAUGGAGAUAUGAUAAAUAAAUUUAUUGCUAUUUCUAGUCCACAUCCUAAUUUGUAUUGGGAAAAAAUAUCGAAAAAUACCGUAUUUGAUAAAAAAUGGGUACAUUUUAGUAGAUUACCAAUUUUACCAGAGAUAGAUGCAAUGAAAGAAGAUUUAUCAAUUAUUAAUGAUACAUUCCAACAUCUCAAAGUCAAAAAUACAAGUCCCAAAAAUAAUUAUGUAGAAGCAUAUAAAUAUAGCUUUAGCAGAAAAGAAGAUUGGACUGGAGCAAUAAAUUAUUAUCGUAAUCUUCCUUUUACAAGAUUAAAUAUGGAUGUAAGCGAACAACUUUUUACUCAUACAUUAUUGAUAGUUGGUAAUGAAGACCCAUCUGUAAUGAUUGAAAGUAUAGUCCAGAGUUCAGAAUAUGUGGAGAAGUUUAGUGUAAAAGUAAUCACUGAAGCACAUCAUUUCCCUCAUCAAGAAAAACCAGAUGAUGUAAACAAAGCAAUUAUUAAAUUUUUGAUAGGUACUUCAAAUAAUUUAGAAAAAAUUCCUGCCAAAAGUAUGAUGUCAUCUUGGCUAGGUUCAUUAAGUAGUACUGUAAAAUAUGGAAAUCAAAUGUUUGAUGCUGUACACAAAAAAACAAACGGGGUAAUUAACGUUUUACCCAAUAAAAUACUUUACUUAGGUAACACUACACAUUAAAUAAAUAAUAUUUUUUUAUAUAUUAAAUACAAAUUA